Lecanosticta acicola is the source of this 667-nucleotide messenger RNA. The record is from the annotation of a GenBank genome assembly. Lineage: Eukaryota; Fungi; Ascomycota; Dothideomycetes; Mycosphaerellales; Mycosphaerellaceae.
AUGACGGCGAAGGACUGGUCAUCGCGAAUUGUUCGGCUACACCAUCAAGAAGAGCUUAUUCAUCGAUCUCGGGCUACGUACAUCGGAAUCCGUCUACAUAUCUCGGAGGACGGAGCUCCUGAGAGUAGCCUGGCUUUCAAAUGCAGACGAGCAUACGUUCCAAACAGAUGCCCGUGUACGAAGCUACCACACCUAACAAUAUGCCUGUAUACCACGUUGGCAUGUCUUUCAUCGAAGCAACAAGAUACACAUGCCAUGAAAGCUAAUCUUACGACCUACAGCACUUUUCAAGCUCAAGGAAGAUGCUGAGCCCACGAAAGUACGGCAAUGGCAAACCAUGGCUCAGGGAAUGGUUGGACAGGUGCCAGGUACGUUCCUCUAGUCCAUCACUACAUCAGAGGCUGAUCUCGCAAAGGUCUGCUAGAUUUACAGGCCGCUCCACCGCUUGAGCUCACAGCCCCCAUGGCCAAGGGGUUUGACAUGGGCGUCGUGGUGGUACUGGAUUACCUCGAGAGCUUGGCGACAUUCUUCACUCAUCCAUCGCAUAAAGAGUAGGUUCGGGAUGCUACAGCUUAAAAAUCAGUGCUGACCCUUGGGCAGGGUGAACGUAUUGUACGAGCAGGUUUGCGACCACACAAGCACAGUGGGAUAUGAUAUAGAAUUUUAG